Anisakis simplex (herring worm) is the source of this 753-nucleotide messenger RNA. The record is from the annotation of a GenBank genome assembly. NCBI's taxonomy places the organism in Eukaryota, Metazoa, Nematoda, Chromadorea, Rhabditida, Anisakidae.
CCAAAACCGACGUGUGAUCCAAACGAGCGCUUUGUGGAGUGCAGUUCAUUGUGUGAACCUACCUGCGAAUGGCCCACUGGUCAACCUUGCGUGAAAAAGUGUGGACCACCAAAAUGUGAAUGUCUUCCGGGAUUUGUUCGAGAUCAAGGAAAAUGUAUACCGCCUGAUCAGUGUCCACCUAUUGGUCCUCCAGCUAUCUGUGGUCCAAAUGAACGUUUCGUCAACUGUAGUUCAUUGUGUGAACCUACUUGCCAAUCGAAACCCAACCAACCAUGCCCACUUGUAUGUGGACCGCCAAAGUGCGAAUGUCUACCGGGAUACGUUCGUGAUCAAGGCAAAUGCAUCCCCCCGGAACAAUGUCCAUCUGCAGAUCCAACCUGUGGUCCAAAUGAGGAGUUCGUGACGUGCAGUUCAAAGUGUGAGCCAACAUGUGAAUCGCUGCCUGACCAGCCCUGCAUCUUGAUGUGUGGCCCACCGAAGUGUCAAUGUCGUCCUGGCUUCGUUCGUCACCAAGGAAGGUGUAUUCCUCGUAGCCAAUGUCCAUCUGCUGACCCAGAACCAGAAUCGACCUGUGGUCCAAACGAACGAUUUGUGGAGUGCAGUACAUUGUGUGAACCUACCUGUGAAUGGCCCACUGGUCAACCUUGCGUGAAAAAGUGUGGACCACCAAAAUGUGAAUGUCUUCCGGGAUUUGUUCGAGAUCAAGGAAAAUGCAUACCGCCUGAUCAGUGUCCACCUAUUGGUGCGUCUUGA